Salmo salar (Atlantic salmon) is the source of this 6643-nucleotide messenger RNA. The record is from RefSeq and is a predicted model, not a curated record. Lineage: Eukaryota; Metazoa; Chordata; Actinopteri; Salmoniformes; Salmonidae.
CCACUGCUCAGGUAAGACAAAACGCCUGGGGAAGUUGGCGACUUUUCACGCCACUGACAGGAAUGGAUAUUGUUGGUUAAACUCACGGAUUGUUAAAACUUAACUACCAUGGCUUUGUCGGAACUUUAUACGAAGUACAACAGAGUGUGGAUACCUGAUGAAGAGCAUGUCUGGAAGUCAGCAGAGAUCCUGAGAGACUUCAAACCCGGAGAUGAGACUUUGCAACUGCAGCUUGAGGAUGGCACUGAGAUGCUGUACUCCCUGGACACAUCCAGUCCUCAGCUCCCUCACCUCCGCAACCCUGAUAUCCUGGUGGGGGAGAAUGACCUGACGGCUCUCAGCUACCUCCACGAACCAGCAGUUCUACACAAUCUCAAAGUGCGCUUCGUGGAGUCCAAGAUCAUCUACACGUACUGCGGAAUCAUCCUGGUGGCUGUCAACCCAUACAAGCAGCUUCACAUCUAUGGAGAUGCAGUCAUUCAUGCCUACAGUGGACAGAACAUGGGAGAUAUGGACCCUCACAUCUUCGCUGUGGCAGAGGAGGCUUAUAAACAGAUGGCCAGGAACAAUAAGAACCAGUCUAUCAUAGUGAGUGGUGAGUCUGGAGCGGGGAAGACUGUGUCUGCUAGAUAUGCCAUGAGGUACUUCGCUAUGGUCAGCAAGUCUGGCAGCAAAACACACGUGGAAGACAAAGUUCUGGCAUCCAACCCAAUAACUGAGGCUAUAGGAAAUGCCAAGACGACCAGGAACGACAACAGCAGUCGCUUUGGGAAGUACACGGAGAUCAGCUUCGACAAGAGAUAUCAGAUCAUCGGGGCCAACAUGAGGACAUAUCUCCUGGAGAAAUCUAGAGUGGUUUCCCAGUCAGAGAGCGAGAGAAACUAUCACAUCUUCUACCAGAUGUGUGCCUGUGCAGACCAGCCUGAGUUCAAGAGCCUGAGACUGUUGAGGGCAGAUGAGUUCAGGUACACCAGUAUGGGAGGGGAGACUGGUAUCGAGGGCGUGGACGAUAGGAAGGACAUGGAGGAGACACGCAGGACCUUCUCUCUGUUGGGGUUAAGCGAGGACUUCCAGGCUGAUGUGUUCAAGGUGCUGGCUGGGAUUCUACACCUGGGAAAUGUAGAGAUCAGAAACGUUGGAUCAGACAGGUCAUCAAUUAGUUCCAGUGAUCCCCACAUGGCAGCCUUUUGUGACCUUCUCGGGGUCAGUCCUGACGGUGUUACCCGUUGGCUGUGCCACCGCCGGUUCGUCAUGGUGGCAGAGACGGUGGUGAAGCCGGUAACCAGCAAGCGGGCGGUGAACGCCAGAGAUGCCCUCGCCAAGCAGAUCUACGCCCACCUGUUUGACUGCGUCAUCCAUAAGAUCAACGCAGCCCUGCAGGUCCCAGGGAAACAGCACUCCUUCAUAGGAGUACUGGAUAUCUAUGGCUUUGAAACAUUUGACGUCAACAGUUUCGAACAGUUUUGCAUCAACUACGCCAACGAGAAACUGCAACAACAAUUCAACUUGCAUGUGUUUAAGCUGGAACAGGAGGAAUACAUGAAGGAAGAUAUUCCCUGGACUCUGAUAGACUUCUAUGACAACCAGCCGGUCAUUGACCUGAUUGAAGCUAAAAUGGGCAUCCUGGACCUGCUGGAUGAAGAAUGCCUGUUCCCACAGGGUACAGAUCAGAACUGGAUUCAGAAGCUGUACAACUACCUGGUUGACAACCCUCUGUUUGAGAAGCCCAGGAUGUCCAACGAAGCCUUCAUCAUCCAACACUUUGCUGAUAAGGUAGAAUAUCAGUGCUGGGGCUUUCUAGAGAAGAACAGAGACACACUGUAUGAAGAGCUGAUAGACACCAUGAGAACCAGUAAGUUUCCUCUCCUGGCCAACUUCUUCCUGGAGGAGGAGCCAGGCGGAGUCGGUAGUAAAGGCAUUAAAGUGAGGCCUGCCCGGCCUGGGGUGAAACCAGCCAAUAAGAAUCUCAGGACCACCGUGGGUGAGAAAUUCCGUAGUUCUCUGUACCUUCUGAUGGAGACACUGAACGCCACCACCCCUCACUACGUACGCUGCAUCAAGCCCAACGAGGAAAAGAUGCCUUUCGAGUAUGACUCUAAGCGGGUGGUCCAGCAGCUGAGGGCGUGUGGAGUCCUGGAGACCAUUCACAUCAGCGCUCAGAGCUACCCUUCCAGGUGGACGUACAUAGAGUUCUACAGCCGGUACAGUAUACUGAUGAGCCAACAGGAGCUGCUUCUCACCGACAAGAAGCAGACUUGUAGGACGGUGCUGCAGAGGCUGAUUCAGGACUCCAACCAGUACAAGUUUGGCCGGACCAAGAUCUUCUUCCGAGCGGGUCAGGUGGCGUACUUGGAGAAGCUGCGAUUGGACCGUCUCCGAGGGGCGUGUGUGACCAUCCAGAAGCAUGUGAGGGGGUGGAGCCACAGGAGGACCUUCCUCCGUAUGAGGGAGGCGGCCGUCGUCCUGCAACAGUACGUCCGCGGACAGAGACGGAUACGUAAAUCGGUGACGGCUGCAGCGUUGAAGCAAGGCUGGGCUGCUGUGGUCAUUCAGAGGUACUGGAGAGGUUAUCUAACCAGACAGAUCUAUAGAACGGUCCGGUCCUCCUCUAUCAUCAUACAAGCCUUCACUAGAGGCUGGAUAGCCAGGAAACGCUACAAAAAGAUGGUGGAGGUGCAGAAAGCACUAAUCUUACAGAAGUAUGCCCGGGCGUGGCUGGCCAGGAGGCGCUUCCAGACCCUGCGUCGUCUGGUACAUAACGUACAACUCUCCUACAGGUGCCAGCAGCUCAGGAAGAAACUGGAGGAUCAGGGCAAAGAGAACCGUGGGUUGCUUGAGAGGCUGACAGGUCUGGCCGGUGCUCACGCCCAAGGUCUCGACAAGCUGCACAGUCUGGAGGCCCAGCUGGGGAAAUCAGCCACUGAGAAGGCUUCGCUAGAGGAGCGAGAGAAGAAGAGCAAGGAGGACGCCACCAAGACGAUCGCCCAGCUUCAACAGGAAAAAGACAGGUUCAUUGUGGAAAAGCAGGACUUGGAGAAGAAACUUGCGGAUACAGCAAUAGAGAUGAAAGACAGCUUCGAUCAAAUCAAGACGACUCUGAGAGAAGAUCUGGAACGAGAAGAAAGAUUGAGGAAGAUCGCAGAGAACAACCUUGACCUGCAGAAGGAGGACCAUGAGAAGGAGGUGGAGGUUCUGAGGGAGGAGAACAGGAGAUUGAAGGAGGAGAGAGUCCGCUUGCAGAGACAGACGGAGGAGGGUGCGCAGGUCAACACUGAUCUACAGGACCAGGUCAUACAGCUCACCAAGCACGUCAAGGUGAGGUUGAAGGUCAUUGGUCAUACAGCUCACCAAGCACGUCAAGGUGAGGUCAUUGGUCGUACAGCUCACCAAGCACGUCAAGGUGAGGUCAUUGGUCGUACAGCUCACCAAGCACGUCAAGGUGAGGUCAUUGGUCAUACAGCUCACCAAGCACGUCAAGGUGAGGUUCAAAGGUCAUUGGUCAUACAGCUCACCAAGCACGUCAAGGUGAGGUCAUUGGUCGUACAGCUCACCAAGCACAUCAAGGUGAGGUCAUUGGUCGUACAGCUCACCAAGCACAUCAAGGUGAGGUCAUUGGUCAUACAGCUCACCAAGCACAUCAAGGUGAGGGUUCAAGGGUCAUUGGUCGUACAACUCACCAAGCACGUCAAGGUGAGGUCAUUGGUCGUACAGCUCACCAAGCACAUCAAGGUGAGGUCAUUGGUCAUACAGCUCACCAAGCACAUCAAGGUGAGGGUUCAAAGGUCAUUGGUCGUACAACUCACCAAGCACGUCAAGGUGAGGUCAUUGGUCGUACAGCUCACCAAGCACAUCAAGGUGAGGUCAUUGGUCAUACAGCUCACCAAGCACAUCAAGGUGAGGGUUCAAAGGUCAUUGGUCGUACAACUCACCAAGCACAUCAAGGUGAGGUCAUUGGUCAUACAGCUCACCAAGCACGUCAAGGUCAUACCUGAGUUACGGAAGGAUCUUCAUAACCUCCAAACCCAGAGAGAUGAUCUGGACCGGAGAAUGAAGGGGCAGUCAGAAGAAGCGAUAGCUAAGAUGAGUGUGAUUACAAGACAACUUCUUGGUGGCAUGAUGGAAGACGAGGUCAUUUCCAGGUUGGCCUCCGAUGGGCCAGACCAGAUGUAUGAAGCUGGGGAUCUGUUGACGGCUUUUGAUGGGCUGCAGAAAGCUACCAGAGUGCUGGAGAGAAAGCAGAAGGAACAGAAAGAUGUCUCCGACAGUCAGAUAGAGGGGCUGACGUUCAAGGUGGAACACCUGCAGAACGAAAACAAUCAGCUGCAAAAACUGUUCCAAGAAAAAAUGUCCGUCAACGACAGCAUCGGCCAGGAGGUGAGCAGGCUGAACCAGGAAAACAUGGUCAUACCUGAGCUGAAGCAGACGGUGUCAGAGCUACAACGACAUAAACAGGAACUGGAAGACCGACUGGAGGAGCAGGCUAGAGGGAUGACAGAGAAAAUUGAGGAGAUGUCCAAAAAGCUUGAGAUGAAUGUUGAAGAGGAAGCCUCCCAACGCAGGCUGUUGGAGCAGCAUGAGCAGGUGGAGCGGGAGAAGGAGGAGGUGGAGAGGAGGGUGGAGGAGCUGGAGGAGGUGCUCAGGAGACAGAAGAACGCCGAGGUCGAGGCCAAGGCCAGAUUCAGUCAGGAGACAUCGCGACUCACUGCAGAGAACAUGGACUUUGAAGAACAGCUCGACAUGAAGGAACGGUUGAUAAGGAAGCUACAAAAUAAAAUCAAGAGUCUUCAAACAUCCGAGAAAGCCAAUCAAACGCCAGCGCCCACUAUUCCCAAAGAAUACCUCGGAAUGUUGGAGUACAAGAGGGAGGAUGAACCCAAGCUCAUUCAAUACAUUAUUCUGGACCUGAAACCCAGGGGGGUGGUGGUGAACAUGAUCCCCAACAUGGCCGCCCAGCUUCUCUUCAUGUGUGUCCGCCACGCUGACUACCUGAACGACGGAGCAAAGCUCAAGUCUCUCAUGAACGCCAUAAUCAGCGGGGUUAAGAAGGUCAUCACGGAUCACCAAGCAGAUUUUGAAUUGCUGUCAUUCUGGCUCUCGAACAUGUACCACAUGCUCAACUGUCUGAAGCAGUACAGUGGAGAAGAGGAGUUUAUGAAACAGAACUCUCCGCGUCAGAAUAAGAACUGCUUGCAGAACUUUGACUUGUCUGAACACAGGCAGAUCUUCAGUGAUCUGGCCAUCCGUAUCUACCACCAGUUUAUAUCUGUUAUGGAGAAGACUCUUGUGCCUAUGAUCGUUCCUGGUAUGCUGGAGCAUGAGAGUCUCCAGGGAAUCUCUAGUAUGAAGCCUACAGGUUUCCGUAAGCGUUCCAACAGUAUCUAUGAGGACCAGGAGAUCUACACCAUCUCUUCUCUCCUCCAGCAGCUCAGUCUGUACCACAUCACUAUGAGUCAGCACGGGAUGGAGGAGGGGCUGGUCAGACAGGCUGUGAAACAGACUUUCUUCCUGGUGGGUGCGGCCACACUCAACAACAUCCUGCUACGCAAAGACAUGUGCUCCUGUAGGAAGGGCAUGCAGAUCAGGUGUAACAUCAGUUACCUGGAGGAGUGGCUGAAGGAGAAGGACCUGGUGCAGGGUACCAGUGCCAUGGAAACUCUGAAGCCUCUGUGUCAAGCUGCCUGGCUGCUGCAGGUCAACAAGACCACUGAUGACGACGCUAAGGAAAUCGUAGAACAAUGCUCUGAACUCAACACUGUACAGAUUGUCAAGAUUCUGAAUUCUUACACGCCCAUUGAUGAUUUCGAGAAAAGGGUGGCACCGUCGUUUGUCCGCAAAGUUCAGGGCUUGCUCCAGGACCGUGAAGGGGGAUCCUCCCAGCUGAUGCUGGACACCCAGUAUCGUUUCCAGGUCACCUUCCCCUUCACCCCAUCCUCUCAGGCCCUGGAGCUACUGCAGCUGCCAUCCAGCCUCAGACUGGGCUUCCUCACCAGGAUCUAAACCCCUGGCCUCUGGGGGAAGCGGUAGCCUUGACUCUAGAGAAGCGGUCCAGUAACCUAAAGGUUGCUGGUUUGAAUCCCAGGGAUGACGGGGAAAAGCUGGCAGGAGUGAGGUGCCAGUGUCUGCCAGUGUCUCGGGUGCCACCAACUGCCAUUGUAGCCAAAUAGCCUUUUAAAAAUGAUUUUGUGUUUUUUCAUUUACACUCGUAAUACAGUUUGAUAUAAAUAUUACGCUGAUGACUGAUGAAUGUGUGACGUAAAUGCAGAUGCUGUUGCAGGGCUGCUUGGUAGUAUAGUGAGGAAACCUUACUUCUCAGCUAGAUGAGAUGAGAAAUGCUUGGUAGUAUAGUGAUAAACCUUACUUCUCAGCUAGAUGAGAUGAGAAAUGCUUGGUAGUAUAGUGAUAAACCUUACUUAUCAGCUAGAUGAGAUGAGAAAUGCUUGGUAGUAUAGUGAUAAACCUUAAUUCUCAGCUAGAUGAGAUGAGAAAUGCAAUUCUGAAGAAAACAGUUUUAAGUUCAAUAUCAAACUGCUGUUUUUUUUAUAUAGUCAAUUCAAAUGUGUCCAAUGUUUUUGUAUCUUUAAAUAAUAUACUGAACAAAAAUAUAUAAAUGCAACAUGCAACAAUUUCAGAGAUUUUACUGAGU